This is a messenger RNA of Penaeus indicus, 777 nucleotides long. RefSeq lists its product as uncharacterized. NCBI's taxonomy places the organism in Eukaryota, Metazoa, Arthropoda, Malacostraca, Decapoda, Penaeidae. The coding region runs from base 1 to 777 and encodes 258 amino acids. The transcript is spliced from 2 exons. The record is from RefSeq and is a predicted model, not a curated record.
AUGACAACUCUGGCGUGGUGUACACUGAGCCGUGUGCCAAGUUCUGUCUAUAAAUACCUGUUGAAACGCGACCCUCGACACAAUGAUCCUCCUGUACCAUCCCGUCAUCGUCACCAUCACUAUAUCCCGCCAGGCUUGUUACCAUUACAUCCCGCUGCCGCCUCUGUCACAACAGGCAUCAAGUGUCACCAUGAACACCUCUCGCCCCCUCCCCCCCCUCCAUCACAAUCACCCCCACCCCUGGCACCGCAGCCACACCACCAUCCCGCCCGCGCCGCAUCCCAGCGCCCUUCCCUCCCACAAGGCCAGCUGACUUACACUCCCAAUCUGCCCAUAUCAACAAACCCAAAGCCAAGAGCAAUACUUUUCAUCCCCGCGCGAUACAGGCGCCUUCCCGUGAUUGCUUAUCUCCUGCUGAUGAAGAUAUAUCACCUGUACAUUCUAAGCCUUAAAAUACCCGUGCGCUUCACCUGGCCGCCGCGCCCCCGCCCAUACAUCCCCGCGCGGACCUCUCCCUGCCCCCGUCGCCCUAAACCACCAGGUAUCCCCAGCAUCACCCUCAAUCACCCUGGGUGCCACAAAAUGUGCCCCGUGCCACCUCGGGCGCACAAUACAUAUCCGAGGUGCCACACUAAUCUAACCUACUGGCACACCACCCAAUGCGCGCUACGAGAGCCGCACCAUGGCACCAUACUUAGAAUACCGCCCCACCAUGGCUACACCUGGAGCGAGACACCUGCACCCACGAGGAGCCAACAAAGCGGCGGCGGCGGCUGA